Messenger RNA from Cladocopium goreaui, 624 nucleotides. NCBI's taxonomy places the organism in Eukaryota, Dinophyceae, Suessiales, Symbiodiniaceae. The record is from the annotation of a GenBank genome assembly.
AUGGCCACUGCGAAUGGCGAUGAUGGCGCUGCCGAAGCCAAAGUUGCUGAGGAGGAGGAGGCAGCGCGAGUUGUCAUCGACCUGGCUGGGGAAGCCGUAGAAGAAGAGGCUGGUGACCAGAAAGCGCCAGUUCCAAAGUCCCAAAAAGCUGGGAAAGGUCCAGGCAAAGGUCCUCCCUUGCCCAAGCCUCAAGCGCGGAGAGUGGUGCAGAUUUCGCCCGAGACUCCUGAGACUUCGGCAACCCGCUCUCCCUCUCGGUUUCACAUCCAGCGGCCACAGAACUGUCAGAGAGGAGGAGUUCUGGUGAUGUCUUCUGAGCCCGCGGAUCGUGAUUUGGCAAUUCUGGUAAGACAUCUCACAGACUCUGGAAGACAUCAGAAGGACGUCCGGAUCGAUAUGGCUCUGUUGAACCUUGGCCGCUUGCGCGCCUUGCGCUACGAGCGGAAUUUGUUCAAUGCUGCCACAAGACCUGUGGAUGGACAGCGCUUCUUGGAAAUGUGUUCCUCCUGCGGUGUUGUUGCGGGCGAACGGCCUGUGAAGUUGGAGGGUUUGGACGAUUUGAUCAAUGCCCUGGAAGGGGAGAUCGAGGAUCCUCGGAGAUGCACGAUUUCACCCUCAACAUAG